AUGAAACCCGUUGGAUGGUUCAGCACUGCUCCUAUGGACGAUAUCCGCGCUACCCUCGCACCAACACUCAAGGAAGAUUUCUUAAAACCCGACGAGAUCGAUGGGUUUUUGGCGCAGUUGGUGAAAGAUUUCGAAGUCAUUGUGAAAGUGAGAAAGUGGAGGAGUGACAAACUGGAUGAGGAGAUUGAGGGGUUGAGGGAGUGUGCGGUGGAGGGGGAAGAUGAAGAUGAAGAUGAAGAUGAUGAGGGAGAUGAAGAUAUUGAGGAUGGAGAAGCAGAAGAAGAAGAAGAACCCUACAUCUGGGGCGCAAACGGCGAACCCCACCCUGAUUUCGUAGACGGCGGCUGGGGCCAAGAGGAAAUUAGCAGUGCGGGGGUUGGCGCACGCUGGUUUGUAUUCGACGAUAUGGAGAAUGUAUUGGGGGGACCAAAGUGUCCGAUUACGCAUGCGGUUGAUGGGUUUGAGGAUGCGGAGCAGGAGCAGGAGCAGGAGCAGGAUGGAGGAGAUGGUGAGGUUGCGGGAGAGGAGAGAGAGAUUGUGGAUGAGGAGAUUAGGAGAGGAGAAAUGAGUACGACGCUUUUGAGCCCGAUUGAAGAGGGGUGUGGAGAGGAGGAGGGAGAGGAGGGGUUUGAUGAGGAUGCGCGACAGCUUUCUCAGGAGGAGAUUUUGAAGAGAGAGGGAUUACUUUGA
Molecule: messenger RNA, 690 nt
Organism: Botrytis sinoallii
Lineage: Eukaryota; Fungi; Ascomycota; Leotiomycetes; Helotiales; Sclerotiniaceae
Exons: 1
Coding region: 1-690 (229 amino acids)
Source: RefSeq, a predicted model, not a curated record